CUUUAUCACGUGAGUGUGAAAGGACUGCUUGUGCAUGUGCGAAAUGACGCACAGGCUUCAGGUGGUUGCGAAGCAUGUGCUGGUGCAAGCACCAGUUGCCGGCAAAGAGCAUGCCGUCUACGAGCCGGGCACACACUUCGGAGUUUUGCCCGAGUACGAGCACAAGUGGCCUUUCGCCGAAGAUGGCCCGCUGUCCGAGAAGAAUGCACCGCCGAAUUGCUUUCCACUAAUGCUCGAACAAGCCGCUCAGCGCGUGGGCAAGGAGGUGGCAUUGGCCGCCGAAAAGCCCGUGCCGCAUGUUCUGCGACCUGGCGAAGCUCCAUCUUUGCCAUGGGAGGAAUGGACCAAAUGGACAUGGAAGGAAUACUAUGACGACGCACGGCGGUUGGCAAAGGCAUUUAUUAAGUUGGGGGUGGAACAGUUCGGCAGCGUCACCAUCUUCGGUUUCAAUGCACCCGAAUGGGCCUUGAGCGCUAUGGGUGCGAUGAUGUGCGGCGGUAAGUUUGUCGGAAUCUAUUCCACUGACACCCCAGAGCAGGUGCAGUACAAAGUGGAUCACUCCAAUGCUGCAGUCGCAGUUGUGGACAGCCAUGCCGAGUUUGCCGCCACGGUGGCUCACAUCGAGGAGUUGACUUGCCUCAACGCCAUCGUUUGCUGGGGCACUUUCGAGCCCACCGUCAUCAAACGGAAAGAUGGCAGCGUGUGUAAAGUCAUGUCCUUCCAGGAGUGCCUGGAAUUUGGCGACUCUCAGGGGUCUGAUGAGGCUUUGGCGCAGCGAAUGCAGGCCAUGAGGCCCGGGCAUGCCAUGGGCAUCAUCUACACCUCGGGCACCACGGGGCAGCCGAAAGCAGUGAUGAUCCAUCAUGAUGCGGUGGUGGCACAGGGUGCCAUUGGAUGCCUGGACAAUACCGGCAUUCUUGAAGGAUACCCUGCAAGGAUUAUUUCUUACCUUCCUCUAUCUCACAUUGCGGGUUCUCUGAUGGAUCUGCUGUUCCCCGUUUACAUGGCAUACAGCAAGGGCCUGCCCAGCACCGUUUACUUUGCCCGCCACUACGAUCUGAAAGAGAUGACCUUGGCGGCCCGGCUGCAGUUUGUUCGUCCCACCAUCUUCUUGGGUGUGCCACGUGUCUACGAGAAGAUGCAAGCACGCAUGAUGGCAGUUGCUGCAACCAUCACAGGUGUAAAGAAAUCCCUUGCCACUUGGGCCAAGGGCAAGGGGUUGGAGUACUGCAGGUCUUUGCAGGCUGGUGGCUCCGGAUCAAAACCAUUCUUCCACACCAUUGCCGACAAGCUGGUUCUGUCAAAAGCCAGGGAUGCGUUGGGCCUGGACAAAUGCAAGAUCUUCAUUGCAGGAGCCGCCCCAAUCUCUCGAGAAACCUUGGAGUACUUCGGUCAACUGGGGAUGAUGAUCCAGAACGUCUAUGGUAUGAGCGAAAGUGCUGGCCUCACAACCUUGUGCCUGAAGGACCACAACGAGUUCGGCAGUGUUGGACAGGCGCCAUCAGGGUUUGAGGUGAAGCUGUUCAAGACAGGGCCGAAUGGAGAGAACAUUGAGGUUCCCAGAGCAAAGCCUGGACUGAAAGUUGUUCCUGAGGAGAAUCAAGGUGAGAUUUGCUUCCGCGGACGACACAUCAUGAGUGGCUACAUGGCAAACCCCAGGUUCGGUGAUGAACACGUCCAGGACAUCACUGAGAAGAAUGCAUCUACCAUUGACAAAGAGGGCUGGCUUCACAGCGGAGAUAAGGGCUACAUGGACACCAAUGGCGUGGUGAGAAUCACCGGUCGCUACAAGGAGCUGAUCAUCGGUGCAGGCGGUGAGAACAUCGCCCCGGUCCCUGUGGAAGAAGCCAUCAAGAAAUCCGCACCAGCGCUUUCGAAUGUGAUGAUGGUGGGUGACAACCGGAAGUACAACAUCGCACUGGUGACGCUGCUCUGUGAAGGUGCCACAGGCGAGCUGCCAGGCAACAACAAUUUGGCCGGUGUGGCGCUGGAGGUGAAUCCAGCAGUGAAGACCAUCUCAGAUGCCAUCAAGGACCCUGUUUGGCACAAGUACAUUCAAGAUGCUAUCAACCAUGCGAACAAUGAUCCGAAUGUGUGCAUCAGCAACGCGUGGAAGAUCCAGAAGUUUGCCAUUGUGCCACGUGAUUUCUCAAUCCAAACAGGUGAGUUUACCCCCUCACUGAAGCUGAAGCGAUCAGUUGCAGAAGCAACGUGGAAGGAGCUGAUCGAUCCCUUGUUCUAGUCGUUGAGUCGUUGAUCACUUGAAACUGAGUGCAAUAUUAAGUUGACCUGACCUCUUGGUGCAGUUGCAACCAUGGGGCACUGGCAAAUCACCUCUGGUUGCAAAGUUUAUCAACCGUUACGACUGAUUUC
This is a messenger RNA of Cladocopium goreaui, 2373 nucleotides long. Lineage: Eukaryota; Dinophyceae; Suessiales; Symbiodiniaceae. The record is from the annotation of a GenBank genome assembly.